AACCACGUUGGUUUGAUCCAGCGAGCCGCUGCAGGAGGAUCAACUGCUUUUAUAUGACGAUAUAUGAGAAGUUGUCACAGCUCCAGCUGGGGUCAUGAGGGGUCGCAGCCAUUGUGUUGGACGAGCUGCGAGGAAGAGGAGGCAGAAACAAGAAAGCGUUGUCCAGUCAGUCUCUCUGUGUCACCAGCUGCAGUACGUGAGGCUGAUGAAGUUCAUUCACCAGCGAGGUUUCACUGCAAAGCUGCUGCAGCCCGCCCUCUUCACUGACACAGGCAGAGGACUCCAAGCUCUCAACAGCAUAAAGCCUGGACAGCUGGUCAUAUCCCUGCCAGAGUCCUGUCUCCUCACAACCUCAACAGUUCUCAACAGCUACCUGGGACCAUAUAUCAAGAACUGGAAGACGCGCCUCUCUCCUCUCUUGGCGCUCUGCGUCUUCCUGUUGUGUGAGCGUCACCGAGGCGAGGCCUCUGAUUGGUUCCCCUACAUCGACGUGCUUCCCACCACUUACACUUGCCCCGCCUAUUUCACCAAUGAUGUCAUAGGCGUUCUACCAGCCAGUGUGCAGAGACGGGCUUUACAGCAGAGGGAGGCCGUGCGAGAAAUCCACUCCUCUAAUCAAGACUUUUUCAGAACCCUGCAGCCAAUCCUGAGUCAGCCUGUGGAGGAGGUGUUGACGUAUGAAGCAUUGAGGUGGGCGUGGUGCAGUGUCAACACACGCUCUGUCUUCAUGUCCCACCCACCCAACAACUUCCUGUGUGGAAAGGAUGUUUAUGCUUUAGCUCCCUUUCUGGACCUGCUCAACCACCGCCCUGAUGUUCAGGUGAAAGCAAGUUUCAAUGACAUGACGAGAUGUUAUGAGAUCAGGAGCGUCACCGGGACUCUCCGCUACCAGCAGGCCUUCAUAAACUACGGUUGUCAUGACAGCCAGCGCCUCAUGCUGGAGUACGGAUUUGUUGCCCCCUGCAACCCCAACAGUGUGGUCUAUGUGGACACAGAUCUCCUCUGUGACGUUUUAAGAGCUGACAGGAGUUUGGAUCACAAGAUGAAGUUUCUUAAAGAGAACAACUUUCUCGAUAAUCUCACUGUGUCCAGUGAAGGUCCCAGCUGGAGGCUGAUGACGGCUCUCAGACUGCUGUCGCUGCCACAAACACUGUAUCACCACUGGAAGGCAGUGUUGCUGGGCCAGGUGGUUUGUGAAGAGAGAGAGCAGUGGAGCGUCCAGACAGCCAGGACUCUCUGUCAGCGACUACUAGAGGACACACACACAGCUCUGGAUAAGAUCUCCCAUCUCCUGCAGCAGUGUGACCAGUCAGUCAGGGAGCAGCUAGACGUGGUCAAGUCACUGCGACAGGAGGAGAGGUGCAUCCUGGGAAAUAGUCUUGAGGCACUGGAAGGCACGCUGAGACACCCAGACGAGCUGGUACCAGGCCAGCCUGAUGCUGGCUGUGUGAGCUGACAGCUGAUUGGUGCCCUGGCCUGCCACUCGCAAAAAGAAGCAAAGUGAUUGGCUGAACUGGUGAUGCUGGACAGUGUCCCUGUUCCUGUGCUGCUUGUCCACCAGUACGGCUGACAGCAGCAGCAGAAUCGCCUGGCGCCCUGAACCAGAGGGUCACAGGUCUGAUUCCAGGUACGCCUAAAGAGAGUCUGCACCUUUUAUAAUGACCCUGAGCAACACAGUGAGGCUCUCAACAACAACAGAGAAGGAAAGGUCAAAGAUACUGUGCACUAAAAUGACUGUAAAUCUAGUCUUGUUACCUUCUGGGGCCAGAUGUGUAAACGAUGUGUGCUCACACAAACCGUAUGAUGGAGAAAUGUGCGGUGAGAAUGUGUGCACACCGCAUGUAUUCUUCAGACCAGGCGUACAGAGUUUUAGCUGAGACAGCUGCAGGUGACAGGGUGAGACUGGAUAUAAGUUGAGAGAUGAGUGAUGGUGUUUAUGGGGUUGUUUGACAACUUCACUCAUUAGUGCUAUUAAUUUAGCAGUCUGAAGCGUUCUGAACAUGAUACAUUAGUGGUAUGGAUGCUGCAAAUAGCCACAGCAUCGUGUAACGCCGGGAUUCCACUGGAUGCGUAACGACUCCGAAAGGGGUCCGUCCACAACGGCUGCGUAUCUACGCAGUCCGUCAACACCCACCGUAUCCGUCUGUGUCGGAGCUGUUGCGGACAACAGAGUCCCGAGGACGCACGAGAUCUCGCGAAUUCACGCCUAAUCAAUUGAUAUAACUGGAAGAUAAUCAACAUCUCCUCGUUAAUGACUGGAGACAAAUCCAGCGACUCCGUCUUAACGAGCGCUAACGAGGUCGGCCGGCUUGUUAACGAGAGCCUCUU
Centropristis striata (black sea bass) is the source of this 2328-nucleotide messenger RNA. RefSeq names its product SET domain containing 4 (gene setd4). Gene Ontology annotation, biological process: positive regulation of transcription by RNA polymerase II; peptidyl-lysine dimethylation; peptidyl-lysine monomethylation. Gene Ontology annotation, molecular function: transcription coactivator activity; histone H3K36 methyltransferase activity; histone H3K4 methyltransferase activity. NCBI's taxonomy places the organism in Eukaryota, Metazoa, Chordata, Actinopteri, Perciformes, Serranidae. The transcript is spliced from 13 exons. The record is from RefSeq and is a predicted model, not a curated record. Bases 95 to 1456 code for a protein of 453 amino acids.